Molecule: messenger RNA, 339 nt
Organism: Lactuca virosa
Lineage: Eukaryota; Viridiplantae; Streptophyta; Magnoliopsida; Asterales; Asteraceae
Source: the annotation of a GenBank genome assembly
AUGGCAAUCUCCACUUCCCAUUUUAUGUAUUUUGCUAUUGUCGUUUGUUCAUUAGCUGUAAUCUUGGGUAACAAUAACUCUGUCUCAGCUCAAUGCCAAGGCGAUGUGCAGGGUCUCAUGGAGCAAUGUGCUAGGUAUGUACAAAAAUCUGGCCCAAAGAUUCAACCAUCUGGUGGUUGCUGUGGUGUUGUGAAGAACGUAGAUUUGUCAUGCGUUUGCAACCAUAUCACAGUGGAAGUUGAGAGUGUUAUCAGCAUGGAGAAGGCUGCAUUCAUUGCUGAAGCUUGUGGAAAACCACUCGCCCAUGGAUCCCAAUGUGGAAGCUAUAUUGUGCCAUGA